This is a messenger RNA of Empidonax traillii (willow flycatcher), 5359 nucleotides long. It is a transcript of the gene EPM2A, whose product is annotated as EPM2A, laforin glucan phosphatase. Lineage: Eukaryota; Metazoa; Chordata; Aves; Passeriformes; Tyrannidae. Gene Ontology annotation, biological process: protein dephosphorylation. Gene Ontology annotation, cellular component: nucleus; cytoplasm. The record is from RefSeq and is a predicted model, not a curated record. Gene Ontology annotation, molecular function: protein tyrosine phosphatase activity; carbohydrate phosphatase activity; protein tyrosine/serine/threonine phosphatase activity. The transcript has 4 exons. Bases 3130 to 3714 code for a protein of 194 amino acids.
UCCUUUACUGCCUGUUGCUUUAUUCCUGUUUUUAAAAAGGAAAUUUUAAUUCCUCCAUUCUUCUCUGUUUCUCUGCCACCAGAGUGUUGAUAGUGCUUAUAAUAUUAAACUCUCCCAGGAGAAUUUAUAGGCAUGAACUUAAGAUACUCGUUUACCUUGUUAAAGAACCCCAUCUAAUAUAGCAAGUGGAAUUACUUAAAAUAUUUAAGCAUAGUUUACAUUUUGAAUUGGCAUGUAAACUGUGCUAGUUCAUGUACCAUUUAUGACAAAGAUUAUAGGAGUUAGUCUUUGCUCUUACUGAUUUGUGAGUAGGUGAUCUGAAAAUUGUGUAGGUGUUUGUGUUUGAGUUGGUUAGUUGCCAUUGAACCUAACGUGUGUAUUUAAGAAGCCCUGUAGUUUUUUAAAGGUAUCAGUGAAUGAAGAAACUCACAUUGCUGGGGUUUGGAGGUUUGGAAGUCUUACACCUGUGUUUUAGGGUCUGGCUAAGGCAGGGGUGAGACACACAGCACCUUUAUGUCUGCUGUUGUGCCUUGGAGUUCCUACAUACCUUCUCUUACACAGCAGAGAACAGAAAAAAGACCCUGCUUUUCCAGCAAGGUGUGCAAUAAGCCGGGAGCUGGAAGAGAGUGGCUGAGCAGUGCCUUUGCUGCAAACAGCUCUGCAGAGGCAGUUGGAGAGGCAAUCUUAUUAUUUUCAUUCAUUUGUUCAUUACUCUUAAUGGUGAUGAGAAAUUUCAUUGAGUCAGAUUUUGCUUUUUAUCUUUUAAGAUCAAGCUGGUAUACUCUGACUGUUUUGUGCAUUUUGUGUGCAGUUCCCUUCUGUGUCAAGAAGAGUCAGUGCUGUUGGCAGACUGUUAGAUUAUACUUUUUUCAUCUCUGCAGUACAGCUGUAAUAGAAUAGUAACUGCAGUUUUUUUCUUUGCAUUGUUAUUGUACAUCAUCAGAUCAAAUUUCAGAACAUCUAGUCACUGCUUACCUUUUUCCAGUCCUAUAUCUGUAGACAUCUUAUAUGACUAUAUCUUUAUCUGUUUUUCACACAAUCAAUGAAGUUGGAAGGGACCACAAUGGGUCACCUGGUCCGACCUCCCCGAUCAAGCAGGCUCAAAACCAGUGUUUUCCUUUGUGUUCUUCUGGUCUCUGUCUUUAGCUGUUGCCAUUUAUCAGUUAUAUGGACAUCUUUGGUUUUAUUCUUUUGUUUAUUUGUUUGCACAGCCACCUCUUAUGCCAUUUGAAUGGCAUUCAUAUGCAUUGAACAAGGAGCCAUAAAUGCAGUCAUGCAGAUUUUGAAAGAGCCCUCUGUGAGGCUUGUGCUCCAAAUGGGGCUAAUUGGUUGCUUCACUCUCCAUCAUUUCCCUACAUCAAUGGAUUCUGCUGCACAACCAUCUGCAGUAGAGAGCAAAAAGUGGGUUUCAAAAGCAAUGAAAAACUUUAUAAUUUAAUGCCUAGAAACUUGUUAUGUUUUUCUUUCAGAUAAGCAUUUUCGCUCUGAAGAAUCACAAAGAUGGAUUUUAAAUAAAAAAAAUAUGGACCUUAUCGAAGGAAAAAAAGUGCUAUCCGAUCAGUUAAACUAGAACAUGUAUCUGUUAAUAAACUCUUGCAAAAUUCUUUUGUUCUUUAAUUAGGAAAGCCAAUAUGAUCAAUUAAGAGGAGGAUUACCACUGUUCAAAUAUUUGACUUACCCUUUUUUAUGGUUGAAUUUUACGUGUUUUUAAAUAAUUGUGUAUUUGCCUCCCAACAAUAAAUAAUUAAACCUAUGUUUUGCUACUUGGAACAAUAUGAAUAAAACAGGAUGAAGAAAAAUACUGAUAUAGAAAUGGGUUUAUCUGUAAGAAGAUGUAUUUGCUGUUGUGUAGGGCCCCUACUCACAGGACAUUUGUGCUCUUUUUUGCAAAGAUGAGCAGGUGAGUGGAACACAUUUCAUUUUCUUGGCUUUACUAUUGGCUCUAGGAAUAGAAAAGUUGAAAUGUUCUUAAAAUUUCCCCAAAUCUUUUAGGCUGCACAAUGUUUUCUUAACUAUAUUUAAAAAAACAAACAAACAAACAAAAAUCCAAAUGCUUGUUUAUUUCCUAUUAAAAGUACCUGGAAGCCUACCCAAUUGUCUGGUAUUAUGUGCUGGGAGCAUCAUGUGUGUUCUGAGACUAGAGUUCUUGUCUUGCAAACACUGGUGAGGAGACACACAGGUGCUGUGCCUGAGCAGAGUGUUUAAAUGGGAAUCGUGAUGAAUUCUCACUGUGGAGACUGGUGGGGUCAUGGGGGAUUUAUUCAAAAUAUGUUCAAGUCUUUGUACAAAGGUUGAGUAAGCUUAGGGAAACUAGUAGAGGGGGCAGAUGUGUCGGACUUCUUGGAUAAGUCACUUAGAAAAUCCAGAGAAAAUUGCAGAUAAAGCAGAUAAUGGACCUGUGGGGUAGGAUAAACUUUAAGUGUAUUAAAAAGUUGGUGUGUGUAUGACCAGCUUCAGACACAACCAGCCAUGUUAAGAAUCUGUACAGGCACUUUUGUCUACCGUACCCACUGUUUUUUCUCUCUGGUGCCUGAGCAGAAGAUAAGAAAUUAGAAAGGGCAGGAACAUGUUUCUGAGGCAUUGAGAAGAGUCAGAUUGGGCUGACCUUGGUCCCACUGCCUUCAUCACACAUACAGUUUCCCCCCAAGCUAACCAACCACACCAACAGCCCUGGAGUGGAGAGCAAGAGAGGAAGUGGUGGUUUUCGAUCUGUAGUGCUGUUUGUUGCUGCCUGGAGCUAACACCUUCUACCUGAUUUGCUGUACUGGGCUUGGGAAAGUCCCCAUGUUCCAGGAAUUCACAUCCAGAACAGACUUCGCUUGGCCUACUGUGUUGAGGGAGGGGAGAAUAAGUGUCUUAGUAUGCCACAUAUUUAUCCUGCCUCAUGUUCUUGGCAUGAGCUCUUCUGAUGCCUGUGAGAAGUCUUGGGCUGCCUCUUCUGAGCCUGAGUAUGAUGGAAUCAUGUAUGUGACAGAAUACCCAGAGGGGAUGUAAGGAGUCUGCUCCAUCGGCAGAGGUAAUGGGCCCCAUCAUGAUCGAAGUUGUGUUUACAACCAGAGCAACAUAGUAGAUGGAGUUUAUUGCCUCCCAAUAGCACACUGGAUUGAAGUCUCUGGACAUACUGAUGAGAUGAAACAUACAACUGACUUCUAUUUUAAUAUUGCAGGACAUCAAGCUAUCCAUUACUCCAGGAUUCUGCCAAACAUCUGGCUGGGAAGUUGCCCUCGGCAGCUGGAGCAUGUGACCAUCAAGCUGAAGCACGAGCUGGGUGUUACGGCUGUGAUGAACUUCCAGACUGAAUGGGACAUUGUUCAGAAUUCCUGGGGCUGCAACCGCUACCCAGAACCCAUGAGCCCUGAAAUCCUCAUGAAACUGUAUAAAGAGGAAGGUCUUGCCUAUGUCUGGCUGCCAACUGCAGACAUGAGCACUGAAGGAAGAAUACAGAUGUUGCCACAAGCUGUCUGCCUCUUGCACGGACUACUGGAGAAUGGACACACUGUCUAUGUUCAUUGCAAUGCUGGUGUUGGCAGGUCUACAGCUGCUGUCAGUGGCUGGCUGAAGUACGUCAUGGGAUGGAGCCUGCGGAAAGUCCAGUACUUUUUGACUUCCCGGAGACCAGCUGUCUACAUAGAUGAGGAAGCUCUGAAUCGCGCUGAAGAUGAUUUCUACCAGAAAUUUGGGCAUCUUCGUUCUUCAUACCAAAUACAAGAGUAGAAAAGCGGAAGAGGAGAAGGAAGGUCAAGAGGAAUCCUUAGCGUUUGAACCCCACGGAGUUAGAAGUCAUAACUCAGGCACCAACUUCACCUCUUCAGAUUAUAAACUUGUCAUUAAAGUCAUGAGAAUUUUGUUUAAGAAGUGCCUUGGGGUAUUUUUUAUUUGCUUUAUUUAAGCUGAUACAAUUCCUGGUUUCAAUCCUUUUGGUGCAAGUAUGAAACCUAGAAACUCUGCAAAACAAAACUAAGAUUUUCUUCUAACUUCUUGCCUAUAGGAACUGAGAUUUUAGGGUAGACACUAAACAAGAUGUGAGGUGAAAUAGAGUUGACAAUAUUUCAGUGACAAGAAAGCAAAGGCAUUCUCAAAAAAAAACAGUAUAAAGGUUGACUGAAUUAAUGUUCAGGUUAGGAUGGAGCAGAUCAUCAUCAAAGCUGCUCAGCUAUUUUAGGCAGAGUAUAGAUUGUUGUAAUGUUUUGUAGUAGUUUUGUAGACAAGAGGUAUUAAUGAGAAAGACCAUAAGAAAGUCAGUUUUUCAACUCAGUUUCUUAAGCAGAAAGCUAAUGUCUAAUGCAGUGAACUAAAAUUUGCUCUCUUUGUCUUUCUAAUUAAUGUUAAAUAUUAUGAGCUACAGCUAUGCUCUGUUAUGACAUUGGGAUUGUGCUGGGAUAUGACACAAAGAGAGGAAACAGCUCCACCUACUGCAGUCUUGCUCUGUUGAGGGGAAGGACCACUAUUUAUCACAUUAUUUUAGGCUGUGAGUUGUCUGCUACAUUUUGCUUUUCUGGUCCAUGCAGUGCUGUACAAUGAGCUCCCUAGGUGCCAAAUCAAUCUAAGCACUGGGGUAAGGCAGGACCUCUUGGAAUUGUGUGAUAAGCCUCUGUGCAUGUUUGACAUCACAGCCUUUGGGCUGUUGACCUGGAUUUGUAUCUUUAUCAUAGCAAAAGCCUCUCCUUGUGCAACCAUUGUGUGGAUGUUCAUGGAUGUAAGGUUUAUCUGAUUGAAGCUAAUGCUGGGCUACUUGUAGGGUAAAUAAAGUGAAUACAUUCCUCUAAAGGAGCAAAGAGCAACUCUGAGGAGCGUUUCUCGGGAGCUUAGCCACAGUAGGCUAAUGUUGGCUUUGUGGAUGAUCCCUGAUGUUUUCCAGUGCUAUUUGGUCACUUAGCUUAACUCACCAGUGGAACCAACAGCCCUGCUCAGAUAAAACCAAUUUGCUGUAGGUUGAGUUCAAGACAGAAGGGAGAGAAUGUAUUUCCUAAGGAGGAGAAGAGUAAGGAUGCAUAAACAUUAAGAAACCUAGUUUCUAUAGGUUUAUUCUUCAGUGAAAUUUCAUUUUUUCCAGCCAACUUGUUCCUCCAAAGAUACAGUCAGUGCCAGAGUAGUUUAGCUGAUAUAUAUUGAUUUUCUGAAUGCUUAAUGGAGAAACUAUUAGAUAUGAACUGCUUAUGGAGAAAGUCCAAAAUAAUAUAAUACAUUUUAUUUAUCCUAUACUUCAAUCAUCUGUAAAAGAAAAAAAUGUUUAUUUAAGUUAUUCUACAUGUGUGGUUUUGGUCAUGAAUUUGUUUCUGGUUUUUUGAAAUAACACCGCCUGUUUAGAAAAUGGAUGAGAAAAGUUCUCUAUUAAAUAAAGACAAUGACAAUUCCAGCA